AUCCGCGUGAGCCAGACGGUGAUGCGUUCAUCCGUUGUCAUGUUUGCGCUUGCCCUUCCGCAGCACUGCGACAUUGCCGUCACGGAGGUUGACGCGGUGCAGGCCUUUGAGGUUCAGCUGCUUGAAACUAGGACCAACAUGCUGAGCGUUGUGUUACUGAGGAACGUUGUGCUGACUACAUCCUCGCUGCUGGUCAGCAACGUCAAGGCUCAUUCCUUGAGGUACGGUGCGCUUGGGUUGUACUCGAUUGGGACGCUGACGCUGUUGCAUGGCAGCUCGCUGUAUGUGCAGUACUGCAGCUUUGAUGGGUACGAACACCUGUUGUACAUGAAUAUUCUCAGUGUGAGUGACCACUCCGUUUUAGCGCUGCUCAACAAUACAAUUUUCUUCGGGACAAGCCUGCUGUGUCAGCAACAAGAAUUGAGCGUGUCGGAUCACAGCGUGUUGCGCGUGGUGGGGAACAGCGGCUCUGUGUCCCACGCCAUAUAUUCACUAAGCUUUUUUACCGUCCGCCAUUCAAGCUGGCUGGAUUGGCAUGACAACGACGUGGGUGUGGGUGCGAUGUUUCAUUACUCCAUAAUAAAUACUGUGAACAUUGACGGCAGCAGUGUGGUGACGCUGACGGGCUGCACGAUGGGCUCGACGGGGCUGUCGGUACCCUUGCUAUCGCAGGCUGACGCCGGCUACCGGUUUGUUGCUGGGUGCCUGACGGUCGCGGGACGGUUGGUGACGACGGCGGCUGAACUGGAGCUCCACGGCAUCACCGACGUGACGACGGUUGCCGCGUGCGGGGAGUGCACGAAGGACGGUGACUGCUUUGCUCCGCUGACGACGGCUAUCAGCGACUGCAAGUGCCAGUGCGCUGCUGGAGGGCACGGCGAUGUGUGCGUCCCGGCGCCUGUGCCUGCUGGCCCGCCGCCACCGCUCACGCCGCCAGUGCCGCCACCACCGCCGCCACCGCCGAUUGGUGAGUGCAUCAGCGACAUGGUGUACCCCGAGGUGGCGCAGGCUGUGGGCGGCGGGCUGUCGUGGCUGUGCUACCGCAACGUGACGUUCAGCGGGGGCGGCAUGAGCCUGACGGUGCUGGUUGGGGCGAUGACGGGCGACGUGGUGAAUGUCACGUUUGAUGGAUGCACGUGGAGGGACGGCGCCGUGCUGUUGGUGUUGGGCAACGCGCACGCUGCUGUUGGGUCGCUGAACAUCUUCGUCACCGGCAACACGUUCCGUGACGCGCUGCUCAGCCCGGAGGGUGUGUUUCCGCCGCACACGAACAUCACGAUCAGCGGGAAUCGCUUCACUGUCACGAGGCUGAUCCCUCGGCCGGGUUUGGACAUUAGGAGGCCGUCGUGUGUUGUGAUGAAUGGAAUGGUGAUCAGCAACGACUCCGCAGUGUUGUUCACUGGCAAUGUGUUUCAGACCGUGAGGGCAUCGUCAGGCGCCAUUCACAUCGUUGUUUCUUUGCUGAGGGUGUCGUGGCACUCCGUGUUUGCGGUGAUGGGCAACGCGUUUCAUAUGGAUGGCGGCGAUGGUACGCUGAUACAUCUUGAGGGGAAUAGACAGUCUUCGUCGCUGAGUGUACUGAACAACUCUGCCGUGGUGAUCCGAGGCAACCUUGUGACGAGGCCGGUGAAGUGCUUCGUGUUAUUUAUUCGGACCUUAGACGUGGAGUUCAAUUCAGCGGUCGUGUUUCAGGGCAACGACAUGCAGGGAAGCUUGGUUGUGUUUUUUCCAAGCCACUCCUCCAACAUCUACUACAACUCCUGGCUGCAGUUGAGCGGCAACCUCUGCCGUGAAUCCCCAUCGGAAGCCUUUGUAUACAUACACUACACGAUGGAUCUCCGCGACUCCACGGUGUCUGUUUCCGGCAACCAAUUCAUGUCCAGCACUAACAAGCCGACAGCUCUGCGGAUAUCCACGGGGUCCAGCGAUUUCACAAACGGAGCGAUUGUGGCCGCGUGCAACACUGUGAACGGCGAGGAGGGGGCUAGUUACGACAUACCGUCCGUGUACAAUGCCAGCAUUAUGACCUGCGGCGAUCCAUGCGCCCUUGCUGCGUCGUGCUUCCCCGCGUACACGACGACGGCCUCGAGUGAUGGCUGCGCCUGCACGUGCGCGGAGGGCGGCCACGGCGAUGCGUGUCUGCCCGUUGCUGUCCCCGAGCCACCGAGCACUGAAGGCGUUGAUUUGUGCGUGCGGGACGUGCGUGUGGAUGUGGAGGUGAACGCCGGUUUCGGGACGUCGGUGGCGUGCUACGUUGGUGUGACCUUUGCGGCAGACGUCGUGGUGGACGUGGAGUCGAUGUCAGGGAGCGUGCGCAACGUGACGCUGUCGAACUGCACGUUUUUGGGCAGAGCGAGCCUGUACGUUGUUGGGUGGCUGUCCGACCCGCCUGCUGGCGAGCGCGUUGAUGUGUUGAUCAGCGGGCUUGAGUCGCGCUCUGGCGGCGGCGUGCUGGUGGCGAACCGAUUUCCGCCGGGCUCGCGCGUCACUUUGGUGGACUCGGUGCUGAUUGCAGAGGCGCGUGUUGCGUACCGCGGCGACUACGGCCUUGGCGAUGCCUCCGCGUGCCUCGUGUUGCACAACGUGAGUUUGACGGGGAGCGUGCUGACCAUCGCGCGCACGCAUGUGGCGGCGGUGUUCCGCGACGCUGUUGGCGUGUUGUUUGUUGGCGGCGUGGCGCUGUCGUCGCGUGGUGCGCUGUACGUGGACGGGCUGUUGGUGCAGACGGCGCUGGGGCUGUGCGUGUCGGUGGAGGGCGGUGUUGCUGCCAGCGGCGGCUCUGUUGUGGCGUUUGUUGACAGCGACUUCCUGCUGUGCAAGCACGCGGUGUCUGUGCGUGGGGCUGUGAGCGUGUCGGGCUCCGCUGUGGCGCUUGUGCGGAGCGAAUUCUCUUCGACGGAGGACUACGCGGUGGCGUUUUAUUCGACGGUGGGCCUGGCUGGCGGGUCGAUGCUGCUGGCGAAGGGCAACGUGCACGACGGCGUCCCGAGGGAGAUGCUCCACGCCGCUGGCGCCGUGACCGCUGCUGGGAGCACGCUGAGCUUUGUGCGCAACCGAGCGCUGCUGCCGCGGAUGCUGUCGCUGAGCCUGUCGCUUGCGGCUGGGGCGCAUGUGAGGGUGGCGUGCAACGACGCUGGUGGACGUGCCCUGUCGACGGCGGAGGAGUACGCAGCGGCUGGUUUUGGCGACGCUGGGAGCAUCGACGUUGCUGGGUGCGACGCCUGCGACAGGGACACGCACUGCUACGCGCCCGGGACGGCGUCUGCGAGCAUGAAGAACGGUGUGUGCGUGUGCGAUUGCGGCAGCGGCGGGUACGGCGAGGCGUGCUUGCCUGUGGGAGCUCCUGCGUUGCCGCCCGCUGUGGGCACCGCGUCGAGUGUGUUUUUCCGCGAGGGCGUGACGGUGCGGUCGGUGUUCGUUGUGCCCGCCGGUGCAGGCGAGGUGACGCUGCGCCACGUUGUGCUGGACGGCGUGAGUACUGUGCUCUACGUGCCGUGGAUGGCGCGGGACGGCGUGCGGAUCGUUGUGCAGAACGUGUCGCUGCUGAACGGUGCUGUGCUGUACGUGAUGGGCGGAGGAGCGUUGCGCGGUGCGGCGGGGAGCGACGAGAGCGGGCCGGUGGAGCUGUCGGUGUGCGAUGUGGAGGCGCUGAACGGUGCGCUUGUGCUGACCGGCACGUUCCCUGCGGGGUCCGCGCUGACGGUGACGGAAUCUCUGCUGGUUGCCGC
Trypanosoma cruzi is the source of this 3728-nucleotide messenger RNA. RefSeq names its product dispersed gene family protein 1 (DGF-1), putative. Lineage: Eukaryota; Euglenozoa; Kinetoplastea; Trypanosomatida; Trypanosomatidae. The transcript has a single exon. The record is from RefSeq and is a predicted model, not a curated record. The annotation marks the transcript as partial.